AAAUUCAAAUGGUGCUCAUUAUUCAACGCAACGCAACACAAGAAACGUGUUUUGUCUUGAUUACUUCUGAUCAGAAUACUGACAAAGCAAACCGGACCAGGCCUCAAAUAAUGAGUCAUGCUAUCGUUUUGGGAAUUGUUACCUCAGUCCGAGAUCAGAGGAGAAGCCAGAGUGGGUAAGAAACACUCGCCUCACUUUUCGUUAGGCAGUCGUCUUCUUCGUUUUUACGAUUGUACAACAAGCUUAGGGGGAAGCAAAAGGCAAAGUCCGACCGACCGACCCUUUCAAGCAUUCUAGACCCACGGAGGCUGUUAUUGGUCCUCAGUCCUCCAUCCUACUUGACAGUGAGAGCAUGGAAAUGUGCUUCCUGUGCUGAUCAGGCACCGUCUGUCCCAAUAAUAGGCCUCAGCUAGGUCACUUGGAAAAAGUCAGAAAGCACCACGAACACGUUGCCCAGAGUUGUUCGACAGAUCCCCGAAGCCCCCAGAGUCAAGCCAAAGCUACGUUUUUGGGCUGGCCGUGUUCCCUAACGUGUUCCAAAGCCAGCCAGAGAGACCUAGUACCUUCUGCACACACCGCAGGAUUGUUCCCAACUUUUGUUCCAUCGAACUGGCUAUCAGUGAGCGGAGUAAGAGAGAGUGAGUGCGACAGAGAAACAGAAAGAGAGAAGCAGUCAAGUGCGUCUCAAAGGGAGGCUGCCACGGCUGGUGUUGUUGUCGUUGUUGUUGCCGUUGUUGGUGCUCUGUUCCAGGCCUUCAUUUUGGACAGUGGGACUGACUACUGCACGACAUCCUUGGCCUGCACCAUGGAGGUGCAAGGUUAGGAUUAAGAAGGCAUUGGAACAAGGCACACCCGAACAAAAACGAAGUUAUGACAACGUUAGGAAAAGAGUUAAGACUAUUUGAUCCGUGAAACCACAUCAUGACAUCCUCCAGCAUCUUUGACUCCGUUUAUGGUGGCUAUCACUCGCCCUACUCGUCAUCAACCACCCCUUCACGAUAUGACUCGUUCAUGGAUCGACCAUCCUACACGCCUUCGUAUCGAACCACAUAUUCAUCCAGUUACAAUCGGAUUCCAAGCAGCACCUACGGCAUUCCCUCAGCCACCAGCAGUGUGUAUGAUAAGUACUACAACUACUUGGACGACCUCACCAACGUCACGCGGGCCUCCCGAUUAGGCAAUGGCGGAGGGUCCACGGCAUCCUCGGGCUUGGGAUACACUUACAUGCCCCGACAUCUGAUGUUGUCAGACUUGAUUAGCAAUGAUGAGCUUGAUGAGAAGCCAAAGAAGGCUUCCUCCGGAAUUUCCAGAACCAUUCCCAUCACGGUGGCUCCGAAGCACGACAAAUACGGCAAAGAGUUGAGUAACUACGACCGAUGGAAGUUAAGAAACAACGAGGAGCCCACAUCACCAUCUUCCACCACAUCAUCCAUUUCCUCUCAAGUUAGUCGGGAGGAUGAGCCCUUGUCCGAUAAACCUCGUCGUGGGCGAUUUACCUCUAGGUUCAUCAGCCGAGAGGAACCAGCUGUGCGAGAGCGGGAGGCUAGUGUCACGCCCACCCUGACCUCGCCCACUCCAAAAGCCUACUCAAAAGAGGACGAAAUAUUCCCAACGCUGCACAGCAGCCGAUAUGGCCAACGACAACGGAGUGCCUCAGUGAGGCCAACCUCGUCCACUUCCAGAUCUUCCCUCUACAGUGGAGGAGGUCACUCCUUUCCAACUGGAGCACGUGAGAAGUUGACCGGUUACGACGUCCAAGAUGUGAAGGGUGACGGAGGAUGCUACUAUCGAUGCUUGAGUCUGUAUUUCACAGGCUCUGAAGACAAUUACAUGAAGUAUCGUCGAGACGUCAUGGCAUACAUUCGCCAAAAUCUGGACAACUACUCGUCCAUGAUUCGCUCAGAGAUCGGUCGAUCCUCCACGAACGAUUACUUCAGCCGCAAAACUCGCGCUGAUCGGCAAGAUUGGGCCGAAACCACAGAAAUCAUCGCCACAUGUUGCGCCUUUGACAUCAACGUCCACGUUCUGGCUUUGGUUCCCGGAAAACGAGUCUGGGAGUGGCUCCAUUUUGAUCCCAGCAUUGGGACCGGGAAGCCUAGCUACGCCAACAGAGACGUCUAUCUCUACAACCAGGGAAGUGUCCACUUUAUGCUCUGCACACCAAAGUAAACAGCUCGUACAUACAUUAUAGCAUGAUGAAAUGAAAGCAAUGCUUGAAUUUGCAUACUGAAUUUAUUUAACAGAAUUAUAGACUUGAUUCGUCACA
Molecule: messenger RNA, 2266 nt
Organism: Tigriopus californicus
Lineage: Eukaryota; Metazoa; Arthropoda; Copepoda; Harpacticoida; Harpacticidae
Exons: 2
Coding region: 922-2169 (415 amino acids)
Source: RefSeq, a predicted model, not a curated record